This is a messenger RNA of Cuscuta campestris, 1362 nucleotides long. NCBI's taxonomy places the organism in Eukaryota, Viridiplantae, Streptophyta, Magnoliopsida, Solanales, Convolvulaceae. The record is from the annotation of a GenBank genome assembly.
GCGUAUGGUUUUCAGGCAAUGAGGUUCUAGUGAAUCCAACCUUCGUAACUAUCGAUGAUGGAGCUGUGUGUUUGACUGGAGCACCAGCGGCUUAUUAUUUUUUCAAAGGUUUUGGCAACGGCACCAGAAAUUGGCUCAUUUAUCUCAAUGGGGGAGGAUGGUGCAAAAACAUUACGGAUUGCCAAGAGUAUAUUGGGCUCAAAGGUGGUGCUUGGCCGGUUCCUACUCCUAUGCCUGAUUCCACUGUCAUGUUAACAAAUAGCAAUGAAGAUGAAAAUCCAGAAUUCUAUAACUGGAACAAGGUUUCGGUGAGGUACUGUGAUGCUUCCUCGUUCACUGGGAACUCUCAGAUCACAAUAACAAAUGGCACUACCUAUUACUUUAGGGGUGCCAGGAUCUUCAAAGCUAUUACCCAAGAAUUAUUGGCCAAAUGAAUGGGAAAUGCAGAGAAUGCUCUUCUAGUGGGCAGCUCAGCAGGAGGAGUUGCUGCAACCAUCUAUUGCGAUACAUUUCGCAGUUUCUUUCCGUCAACUUCCCGAGUCAAAUGUUUUUCGGACAGCGGAUAUUUUUUCCCUUCGAAACGACACAGUCGGGAGAGCAAAUUUGUACCCAUCUUUGAGGGAUUAGUUGAUAUCCAUGGAUCCACACCCGCUUUGCCGAAAUCUUGUACUUCGAGACUACCUGCGGCUUUGUGUUUUUUUCCACAAAAUUUGCAAGGAGACAUCCGCACUCCUAUCUUCUUUCUCAUGUCAGCAUUUGAUACUGUCCAGAUCAAUUAUACGUUGUCAAAUGAGGAUGCGGUUUGUGCGACAAAGGGAAAUUGCACCUCAAGUCAAAUGAAAGCCCUGCAAGAGCUUAGGUUAGAGUUGUUGGACGUGUGGCCAAAUGAAAGGAACAAAUCACUCAAAGGACUUUUAGUUUACUCUCCCAAUAGUCAUUGUCUCCUCUUGGGCUCUGGUUGGAAUAAUCUUGCACCCGGAGGAACCAAACAGACUUAUGCUGAAGUAUUCAGAGAUUGGUACUUUGAAAGAAGAGUGGUAGAUGUAAUUGACACGUAUCCAUGUCCUUACAACUGUACCACAUCAAAUUAGUGCUGUUUUUAAUUAGUCGCAUUUUAUUAUUGUAUUAUUGUAUUUUCGGAAUGAACGAACCUCUUGUUAGUAUGGUUUAUUCAAAAUAAAAUAAUUAACUUUCAUUAUUCUUAACUUUGAUGACCAAUAACUUCGUAUAAACUUUUCAUCUCUAACAAAAAACGCGCGAAAUUGGCACGGAAAUGUAGGCACGGCUUGUUCGUACCUUCACCGAGAAAAAAAUAAAGCCACACGGUCCGUUUUAAUUCGUGAAUGAAUUUGUCUCUACAUU